CUCUCUCUCUCUACCCACCUCGUGCAAUUGCACCCCCUCCACCAACGAGGAGAACUCGAUCCCAAUUUACAGCGCCGUUGAAUAAGUCCGUCGGUAAUUCGAGCGGGGAGAGAUAAUGGCGUCACCCGUCGACGAGGAUCUCCCCGGGUUGCCGCCCAUCAAGACUACACCUCUGCCGCCCCCGGUGCCGUCGUCCGCCACGGCCACGUCCUCGGCCUCGGCCUCGGCCUCGUCCUCUCCGUCGCCGGCGUCGUCGGCGGUGGACAGCGCGAAGGCCGCGGAGGAAGAGGAUCGCGAGCCGUCGACGCCGACGUCGGAGGGGAGCAGGCUGCGGUCGCCCGCCGUGUGCCCGCCGGCGCCGCGCAAGCCGCCGGCCCCGCGGCUGCCCGCCAAGCGGAAGCCGCCGCCCGCGCCCGUGCGGGUGUUCGUCGCCGUCCCGCGCGACCUCUCCACCGUCUUCCGGUCGCUGUCCCCCAAGAAGCGGAUCCGGGUAUCGUGAUGCCGCGAUCGAUCCGGCCGUGAUUUGCCUUUGCCACCGGCUUUCCUCCAGGCUCGGUCGAUUUCUUGGAGAGUUCUUCCGAGUUCUUGGCUUCUUCUUCUUCCGGUCUUCCCCCUCGAUCUUUUCUUUUCUCUCCUCUGGUUUACUGCUCCUGCUGCCCACGGGCCACGGCCAUGGUAUAAAUUAAAUUAUAGUUUUUGUUAUAAAUAACGUGUGUGUUCUUUGAGUAUUCGUUCUUUUUUCUCCUUCUUCUUCUUUCUUUUGUUGUGCUAGCGUGAGGCAGAAGUUGCAGCUCUAGAAAUGAAUUGCUGUUACUGAAUGGAAGCAGUUCAAAGAAACAGAAAAGCUGUAGCGGAAAUUCACAGAGAUCUUGUAAAUUAUGAUACCUGCCAGAACUAUCUAUCAUAAUCUGAGUUUUGCUUGC
Messenger RNA from Zea mays, 923 nucleotides. RefSeq lists its product as uncharacterized. The coding region runs from base 116 to 499 and encodes 127 amino acids. The record is from RefSeq and is marked validated. The transcript has a single exon. Lineage: Eukaryota; Viridiplantae; Streptophyta; Magnoliopsida; Poales; Poaceae.